Dermacentor albipictus is the source of this 4966-nucleotide messenger RNA. RefSeq lists its product as uncharacterized. The record is from RefSeq and is a predicted model, not a curated record. NCBI's taxonomy places the organism in Eukaryota, Metazoa, Arthropoda, Arachnida, Ixodida, Ixodidae.
UUUUAAGUGUGAGCUCGUAUCAGUGCUGUGGAGGGACUACGUUGAAAAGACUGAGUAAGUCUCCUGUCACUACGGCAAAGUUGACGUCGGCGAUCACGAACGCCCGUCUGUGCAAGCGCCAGAGUCCGACGUCUAGCAUUAUUAACCAGCGUCCAUACGAUGCGAUAGCAGUGUUAUUCACUGCGUGGAUGUGGACUUGCUGCGUUGGUGAUCUGCGGCUUUGGCGGGAACAGCCAAAGCCACUUAGAAAAAAAAAAAUGUGGCUUUGGAACAGCUCGGCUCCGGUGUCGAGUGUUGCGACAAACGCCAGCCGCGUCGCAGCAACGCAAAGAUGAUGAUGAUAGUGGACUAAAGGAAGGAAAGACCUCUCGUUCUACAACCCGUGAGGGAGCACGGCCAAUGGCACGGCGGAGCGUCGAGAACUCUCGCCUCACAUCACACGUGUGCAGAACAAACGCUCAAGUCCACCAAUCGCAGUCGCGGCGCUGUCUCGCGCCGCGUUCGAUGCAACGAUGGUUCUGUGUUCUAUGGCCGGCCACGAAGCGUUCGAUCCGCGUUUGAUGAAACGCUAGCGCGCGUUCGAUGUAGCGUCGACGAGGAGGUGGGUGCCGGCGGUCGACUAUAAAUAGGCGGCUUGCACGAGGGCCCAUGUCGCACUCCGCCGUUAGCUACUGGCCGGUGCGUUUCCCAUCCACGAACCUGCGUGCAACGACUUGCCUGUUAGCGAAAGCGGCGGUGGUUCCAGCACAACUGCCGUGGCGAGUCUCAAGGUGCGCUGCGGGACUGUGAAGGCGAUUGGUGAAGGCCAUGGUGAAGGCGAAUGGUUGGUGAUCACCGUCGCCAGCGUCUCCAGUGCCCUGCAGCCAUGAUGUUGGAGUCUCUCCUCCAGGACAUGGAGGCGACAAGGAUCCUGGUGGUGUUAUCCCUCCCGGCCUCGCAAACUUCUACACGCAAGCCGCACCCACGUUGGGACGGACAGGCCGAGCCUGCCGCCACAUCAUGGGCUCUCUGGACAGCCCAGAUUUGGUCCCUCGGAGCUUCGCAGUGAGGAGCACGGAUCGUCGCGGACCUGGUGGGACGUGUCCCAGGAUGAUCAAGAUGGCUUGACGCCUGCCUGUUCACGGAGACAGCCUGGUCAACCCACACAGGAGCGGCUGACGGUCCAGUUGGGCAGCCAUCCGGGGACCAGCGGGACGGCUGAUGGACGGACGGUCAGCCCGUCAGUCAGCGACGGACCGGCGGCUGACGGUCUGUCCUGUUGGCCGUGCCUGUGGCUGUGGUCCCGCCUGAGGGCACCAGCAUUGCCUUCGGCACAAUUUCGCUGGCUUCUGCCAGCGAAGAUUUUCACCUGCCACGACCCUCGAGCCCCCAGAGGGGUAGCCGUGCCUACUUGGUGCCAGGACGUGGGUAGCCGACGUACCCGUACAAAGUCUUCGUACCGAACCACUUCAAGAAGACGCCGUACGCCAACAAAAGUGGUAAUAUAUUGCACGCCAUUGCAAGAUCCGGCACUCACUUCAUCGGCCAGCGUGAUUUUCAUGGCCGCAAGUGGCGUACCCGACCACCAGAUAGCAUACCGCCACUUCGCGGUGGGCUUCUUCUACCGUGAAAGCGCUAAGCUAGUGGAGGUAUGCGAGGCUGGCCGAAACUGUGACGGGCAGCCCUGUGGCAUUCCGCUCAUGGAAACGAGAUUCCGAGAUCAUGGCUGUGAAUGCCCCACAAGUGGAAGAUUUCGGCCUUCACAAUUCACCAUAAACCAGGAGGAAAAUUGUUCAAAUCUGCAUGCCAUCGACACGUCGUGCGUCAGACCAGUGCUGCUGUCUUGAAAGUCAUAUUACAGGGAAAGCGGCCACGGCGCAUGACCAGAGUUGUGGUAUACUGCAUGCCAAUUGAGCAGUCACCGCUGGCCGGCUCGGCCAGCACGAUGGCCAUGGCGGCAAGUGCCGUGCCCGGCCAUGAGCGGGCGUAUAGGCACUUCGCCGCCGGCUUCUUCUACGCUGGGAGCGUAGACUGUGUCGAGAUUUGCGAGGCCAGACGGGACGGUGCCACGGGGGAUCUCGUCGCCUUCCGGAGCUGGCGACGAGAUUCGCAGAUCAUGGCCGGCAAUGCCGACAAGCGUCUGUCUGGUGGCCGGCGGCCGGUUGGGUCCCAGGACCUGCCACCACUGCCCCGCAUCCAGCACAGGCACCUCAGCCGCCGCCUUCCGAUCGUAUGUGUUCACCUCUUUAUCGCAAACGUUGGCAAUGACGUCCGGUAUAACCGCACAGCAGACACAAUGUUUCCAUGCAGUGAGAGAGAAUCAAACACAGCGACAAUAAUGGCAGGUUUUGUAUUUCCCACCAAUUCGUUACAACUUAGUCUUCACGAAAAGAACGCAAUUUAUUGCGCGAAUCGUUUAACCUUCGAAUUGACGUUUGCCUCGUUCGCUCGCACUUUACGGUCAUCGGCAGCAGGCCAAGUCAGCCCCCCGUCUCCGCAGCCGCUCAAUCCUCUCGUUACCUUUCACUCACUUCUCGUGGUAGCACGCAUUCUACGGGUCGCAAACGUGCCUUGGCAUAGCGACUUUCUUCAGUCAGUCGACACGACAUCAUGUACACACGCGGCUGAACAGAAUAAAAGGGCGCAUUCUCAGGACAGGGUUUUCACGUUUCCGCGUAGAACUUCGAGUUCCGACCACUGCGUCACUGCAGCUACAUUCAGAUGAUGGAAUAGUAAGAACAUGUGACGCAUGUCGACGAGUGUGAUCGGCGGCGCCGUAUGAAUCGCCACUAUUGGCGUGCUUCGCCGAGGAGGGUGGAUAUUGUAAGAAUAAGGUACCCUGCAAAAAAUGUUUCCUUUAAAAAAAAAAAAUUUAUGGCAUCGCCCUGCCGCACCAUUUCUGUAAAGAUCUCCUUUCUAUUUUUUAUUUUUCUGUAAUUUAACAAGUUUCUUUCUCUUUUACAGUAAGAGAAAUUUGGUUUUACAGAGAGUUAGCCGCUUCGCAUUGCAGGAAAUGUUCUGUUUGCUGUUUAUAUUUUUUAUCAUUUAAAUAAUAUAUUCUGUUUGAUUUUCUCGUCGAGGUUGCAUGAGGCUCUGCGGAGCUCCGCCCUCGACGACCAAACCUGGGCGACCCAGCACGCCCGCGAAGCGGCGGCGAGGCAAGCCCUCGACGUCCCUUCGUGGGAGGCUUAGGCCCGGCCAUCAUAAUGUGCUGGUUUUACAACAAAAGUUUAUUCCUUCUCCUCCUGUUUGAUUUUACAGAAAAUGUAUGUAGUAAAUAAGUGUCCAUUUUGAGGAUCAGUGAAAGUUUUGUUUUCUGUUCAUAUUUUUCCGUUUCUUCACAAAUCUUUUUUUCCUUUUCCGCCGUACAGAAGUGUCGUGUGUAAAUACCAUUUUCUAUGAUGAUGAAUAAUGGACGAACCAGGACUGUCGCUGAAGCCAACCCUUGGAAGCGGCACUUCUCUACGUGUGGGCAGCUGCCGCUCUCGCGAAGGGAAUUUUCUUUCAAGAAACGUUGAUUGUAGCCAACAUUCCUUGCUCUACCAGUGUUUGUCGCUUCGUGCCUCCAUUUUCAUCCGAAGGUCUCUCAGGUUUGAGUUCAUUAUCGCGCGUCACAUGAUCAUUAUAUAUAAAACAGAUUUAAUCUAGAUGUGCAGCUGGUCUCAAAAUGAAAACUGGGCUCUGUGCCGAAAGCUGAAUAUGUUCAACGCAGCGCAAAAAUACAAAGGUCACACGUAGCGCUCGUGUGUGUCUCCGUUUUUAAUUUAAUCUUUUUUUGUGCUGCUGGUAAAUAUGGCCCUCUCUUUUUCUAUAAGUGGUUAUAAUAAAUAACUUGUAAUUUGAGACAUUGUAGAACACUUUGUAUCCUUUUAUUUUGCACCAAAGCAUCACUGGAUAGAUAAAUAUGAGAACAGGUGUUUAGUAGAACUCCAUUUGCGCACGUUCACAAAACAAGCAGCAUCGCUUUUCCACCAGGUGUUAUAAGGGCUCAAAAGUAAAUUUAACAAGCUAUGGAUAAGCUUUCCCUUUGAAUGUGUUGCAUGCCUAUAUAUACAUUAGGAAUAACAGGAAAAAUGCAUACCUUUUCAAAGCAACGCAAGUGAAUUAAAAGAAUACGCACACCUUCGUGUAUAAUAGGCACUGAUGUCCAAGUUACGGAACUCCCCCGUUCAUGUCGGUAAAUUUGUUAGGAAUAAGUCACGGAAUGUUUUAAUGCAGACGUUCGCAACACAUAACAUCAAGAUUGGUGCGCAGUGUAGUUGAGGCAUCAUGGUAGGUGUGCAUUAUGUCACAGCGUGCAGGUAUUGUGAAAUGUUCAUUUGAGGGAUGUGUGGAUUUCGAAAAAGGAGAUACAAUCGAAUGCUUUUUUGAUGUAAGAAGCAACUGUUGUGUAAAGACAGAUAUUGGUGUGACCGUCGUAGCUGAGCGACAAAAUGCAUCAGGUUGCUCUGCAUUUCUUGGGUUCGUUGCGUGGUCCUUGGCUCUAGAAUUUGACUUUGAUUCAGUUUUCAUUGACGUUAAGCUUCGCGUUUCAGCAUCUUUCUUUCAGAACGGAGCUUUGAUAUUUUUUAGAAGUCUUCCUCAGUCAUAUGUAGAAGCUGCACCGAACGUAGGCAUGCAUUCUGGAUAAAUGGCGAACAAGACGACAGCGAAAUACUGAUGGCACCGGAAAAUGUGCAUGGACAGUUUAAUAGAUUUUAAUACUUCUCAGCAGUGUUUGUCAUCCUUUAGUGAAACCUUGGCAAGAAGAAAAUUUUAGAAUGCUUCUCAUUUUUAUUUUACUUUAAAUUUUUUUCACAGUACCAGCGCAAUACAUUACAAAAUGUUGCGCAUGUCCGUCUCCAUGUCUGAUAAUGCACCUUCGUAUGUAAUCAGUCACUAACUUAACGCUUUCUUUAUUUGAAAAAGUGCUUCAGGGCGAGACCGCGUAGGCAAUGACAAUCUCAAAACUGGUUUUGUAUUAGAGGCUGUACUUUUAAUAGCGUUC